Molecule: messenger RNA, 1472 nt
Organism: Cydia splendana
Lineage: Eukaryota; Metazoa; Arthropoda; Insecta; Lepidoptera; Tortricidae
Product: tudor domain-containing protein 7-like
Exons: 10
Coding region: 62-1345 (427 amino acids)
Source: RefSeq, a predicted model, not a curated record
UAGCGCACUGAAUCCGGCGCUUACAGUUUUCUGCAGUUAACAUAUUUUCAAGUAAGCGAAAAUGGCUGAUAAAGAACAAGUGAUAUCGGCACUUCGGGCCACACUGCUCUCAGUAAAAGGAGCUCUGACCAUCAAACAAUGUAACAGGGAUUACCGCGAACUUCAAGGAGAGUGGAUACCAUUUAAAAAGUUGGGUUAUCCGACACUGGAUAGGCUCUUUGUUGAUAUUCCUGGUUUCAAAGUGACGCAAAUUAAUGGGGAAUGGUAUGUUGAUGCGAUAGCAAGUCAGGAAACCCAACACAUUGCAGCUAUGGUGUCCUGUCAAAAAUCUAGCAAGAAGCCAACACCAAGGUUUAAUUUCAAUAAUCGGUUUUCAAAAAAAGAACCCGCAACCACCGGGUCAUAUGCCAGCUAUAACAAUGUGAGCUAUAAUUACAAUAAUCAGUACUCGAACCAAUAUUACCGAGCGAAAGGCGGAACACCAUUCAACAACAAUUAUAGCAACAAGAACAAUAAUACAUUCAGCAAACCGUACGAAACGAAACCUCCCGUAAUGAAAACGACAUCGAAACCAUUGACAAAAAAUAUUGAGAGAACGGAAAGGACAACAUAUAAUGCUGUUACCAAACCAGUCGACCCUCCCGCGCCAGCGAGGGAACCAGAAAGGUUCUCUGAAAGAGUACCCCUGGCGCCUGUCAAUACGCACUCAGAAGACGUUAAACAUUCCAUACGCACAGAAAAUGCACAUCAAACAUCUAAGAUGACAGCUUCACAAAGAUUGUCCAGCCUGAGAGACCGACUGAACACUGAUGAGCAUAGCGGUCCCGUGAUACAUGUAGCACCAGCAUACUGCUUAGAACCACCACCAGACUCCAGCUCUUUCGUGGACAGGUUGGAAUGGACCUGUCGCAAGCUUGGAUUAGCGCAGCCCGUCUACAAGGUGCACGACCUUCGACCGAAACGAGGACCCGUCAGUUACGACUGCUCAAUUAAGGUUGGUACGGCCUACUCGACGUCGUCAUAUCCAGAUUCAUCGCCGUCCCAAGAGUUGGCCAAGGAAGUGGCGGCAGAGAAGCUGCUCGUAGAGAUAGAGAGCGCGCAGUCGGGCGGCAUGCCCACGUCCUCGCCGGGCAAGGCCGUCGCCUCCCUCGCGGACCUCGUGGCCGAACACGAGGCUGGCCUCUGGGCUAGGUCCGUGCCACACUUAUACAGACAAAAGUUUGGAGAGAAUUUGCCCAGUAACUGGCAAGAACUGGUGAAAAAUUGUUCCCGAAUAUUACAAGACAGAGUGGUUAACGGACUAUUACUACUUCUCCCCAACAAAGAGGGCGCGCCGCCGCUGUAACACGAGAACAGUUUGUCGGACGACACAAGCGACAGCGAUUUGCCGCCACUUAAUUUCUUAAGCAUGUAUAUGAGAAGGGCUCCAGAAAGCGACACAAUUUUACGAUAGUUAUUGAUACAUUUUUUAA